Messenger RNA from Mytilus californianus (California mussel), 1604 nucleotides. RefSeq lists its product as uncharacterized. Gene Ontology annotation, biological process: DNA integration; DNA recombination. Gene Ontology annotation, molecular function: DNA binding. Lineage: Eukaryota; Metazoa; Mollusca; Bivalvia; Mytilida; Mytilidae. The transcript has a single exon. The coding region runs from base 513 to 1538 and encodes 341 amino acids. The record is from RefSeq and is a predicted model, not a curated record.
AAGGUAGAUUUAGAAUUUUGGUUGAGAUUUUUGUCAAACUGGAAUGGUAUCACUAUGUUUCAUGAUUGUUAUUUCACUUCCAGUUAUGACUUUAAAUUAUAUACAGAUGCUGCUUCUACAAUAGGCUUUGGGGGAUAUUUUCAAGGCAAAUGGUUCUCUUCAUAUUGGCCUGUUAAUUUACCUACUUUAACUGAAAAUUUGUCAAUGGCUUUCCUUGAGUUAUACCCUAUUGUAGUAGCAGCAUUGUUAUGGGGCCACCUCUGGCCAUGUAAAAAGAUAUUAUUUUGGUGUAAUAAUGAAGCUACUGUUGCUAUUGUCAGAAAGGGACGCUCUAAAUGUUUAGAAAUCAUGAAACUUAUGCGUCAACUAACAUGGUGUGCAGCUAAGUUUAAUUUUCAUUUUAGUGCUAAACAUGUACCUGGUCAUAUAAACCAAAUUUCUGAUGCUUUGUCUCGUUUUCAGAUGACUCGCUUCCGAAAACUGGCUCCACAGGCAGAGCAGCACCCUCAUAUAUGCCCAAGUGUGUCAGAAGUAAUGUGGUCUUAACAAACACAGUCAACAAACUAUGGUCUAAUGCAGUAGCUAUGAGGACAAGAGCUGUUUAUGAGACAGGAUAUAACCAUUUCAAAACAUUUUUACUUUUAAAUGGGGUCAACCUGAAUGGGAACAAAUUACCUCCUAUAUCUGAAGAACUUUUAUUUUAUUUUGUUGGUCAUUGUUUUCAAAUUCUGAAGUUACAAUAUUCUACUAUUAAGCUGUAUAUUUGUGGUAUUAGAUACAUGUGCCUCAAGGACGAUAUUCCCUCACCCUUUCAAUCAUCAGACAGAGACCACAAAUCAAUGGUUCGACUCUCUUUAUUUCUAAAGUCGGUUAAACGUUCACAAAAACAGUCAGUUAGGCCAAGAUUUCCAAUUACUUCUGACAUACUAAAGCAAAUGUGUGUUAAACUGAAGAGAGGCUUUUUUUUAGAAUUUAUAGACUUAAUGUUUGAAACUGUUUGUAUUGUAGCAUUUCAUGGUUUUUUACGUUGUGGUGAAUUUACUGUAGAUAAUGCAUCUAACUUUGAUUCAGAAUCUAAUUUAUGUGUUUCUGAUGUUACAUUUUAUGAAGAUUUUGCAAUUCUUCACCUAAAGCAGUCAAAAACAGAUCCUUUUAGGAAAGGCAUUGACAUACAAUUGCAUAGGCUAAAUUAUAUCCUAUGCCCUUAUACAACUUUAAAGAACUACUUGCAAUUAAGAUCAGUUAAAGGAAAAUGUGCACAUUCAGAUCCAUUGUUCAUUAAUGAAAAUCUUUCAGCUUUAGAAAGAAAAUAUUUUAUUACAAAUUUAAAAAUUUUAUUAGAAGCCUGUGGAUACCAAGCCGCCCUAUAUAAUGGACAUUCUUUUCGUAUAGGUGCAGCAACCAGUGCUGGUAAAGCUAAUAUUGAAGAUCACUUAAUUAAAACAUUGGGUAGAUGGAGUUCUGAUAGUUAUUGUCGCUAUGUUAGAACAGAUAAAUCUUCUAUUAAGAACGCACAGCAACAAAUUUGUGACAGUUAAAUUUUUUACAGUUAUUAUGUAUAUUAUGUAUGUAUAUAUAUAUAUAUAAAUCUAUGUAGCACUAAG